CAAAUCUCAACAUUUCGCAGAAAGAACGAUCAAAAGAGCGAGGACGGAACAAGAAAGACAGCUCUGUCUCUCUCUCGAUCUCGAUGAGGCUUUUGACGCAUAAUAUGCUGGCCUGCAACAUAAAGGGGGUGACCAACGGCUACCCUCUUCGUCUCGAAGCGGAGAAGUGGGUGGAGAAGGAAGUGGACUUAAACGCUGACUUCCUCCGCGGCGUCUUCCCGAAGAUCGAGUGGCCCGCUCUGGUCGGCGCCGUUCGUUCUCUCGGAUGCCACGAUCUCCUCCCACAGGACGCUCCAAAUCCCUCCGCUCUCGACUCCGACGACGAUUUUCUUCGCCGAUUUCAUCGCGCCCUCCUCCAGCUGCAUGUCGAGGAAGGUGCGCUCGUCUGCCCCGAGACUGGCCGUCGCUUUCCAAUCAGUAAGGGUAUCCCAAAUAUGCUUUUACACGAGGAUGAGGUCUAGUUUUGUUUUGUCGAUUAGGGUUUUGUUCAUGCUUUUGUACUAGGGUUUUCCUCCUCUGGAGUUUGUCUUUAUGCAGAUUUUUUAGUAUAUUUCUUAACUGUGUUUUAGGAUUCUUGUGAAAUGUGAUGGUUCUGUAUUUGGUUAUCCUAAGUUUUGGCUAGAACAAACGAAAUUUAAGAUAUAUUUGUCUGCUAUAAACCAUGGCGCCUCUUUGGCUACAGCCUACAGCAGACGAAAAGCCGAAAGCUGAAUUGAAUGGAAUUUUAUAUGUUCUGUUU
Dendrobium catenatum is the source of this 739-nucleotide messenger RNA. Its product is annotated as multifunctional methyltransferase subunit TRM112 homolog A. NCBI's taxonomy places the organism in Eukaryota, Viridiplantae, Streptophyta, Magnoliopsida, Asparagales, Orchidaceae. The record is from RefSeq and is a predicted model, not a curated record. The coding region runs from base 84 to 461 and encodes 125 amino acids. The transcript has a single exon. Gene Ontology annotation, biological process: rRNA (guanine-N7)-methylation; tRNA methylation; peptidyl-glutamine methylation. Gene Ontology annotation, molecular function: protein heterodimerization activity.